AUGGCGGCUGCUGCGGGCCUGCGGGCCUUCGGGGCAAAGGUUCCCGCCUGGCUCUGGCGCGGCCGGUGCGGGCCGCUCGCCGCCGGCUUCUGCAGCGGAGGGCCGACCGGGGCCCGGCGUCCGGAGCCGGAGCCGGGGUCGCGGCUCACUAGCUCGCGGCAGCGGGACGGCAUCAGGAACAUUGUCUUGAGCAAUCCAAAGAGGAGGAAUGCGCUGUCACUGGCAAUGCUGAAAUCUCUCCGAAGUGACAUUCUUCAUGAAGCUGAAAGCGAAGAUCUGAAAGUCAUUAUCAUUUCAGCUGAGGGACCUGUAUUUUCUUCCGGGCAUGAUUUAAAGGAACUGACGGAUGAGCAAGGCCCAGAACAUCAUGCUGAAGUAUUUCAAACCUGUGCUGAGGUCAUGAUGCUGAUCCAGAAUCAUCCCGUCCCCGUGAUUGCCAUGGUGAACGGCUUGGCCACCGCUGCUGGAUGUCAGCUGGUUGCCAGCUGUGACAUUGCCGUGGCCAGUGACAAAUCCUCAUUUGCAACUCCAGGUGUAAACAUUGGGCUCUUCUGCUCCACCCCUGGAGUGGCCUUGGGGAGAGCAGUGCCAAGAAAGGUUGCCUUAGAAAUGCUUUUUACUGGGGAGCCCAUAUCUGCUCAGGAGGCCUUGCUCCAUGGGCUGCUCAGUAGAGUAGUGCCAGCAGAUCAGCUGGAGGAAGAGACCAUGAGAAUCGCAAGAAAGAUCGCUUCCUUGAGCCGUCCUGUGGUGUCUCUGGGCAAGGCCGCCUUCUACAAGCAAGUGCACCAGGACCUUAGAACAGCCUACCACCUGGCCUCCCAGACCAUGGUGAACAAUGUGGCCUUGCAAGAUGGGCAGGAGGGAAUCAAGGCCUUCAUCCAGAAGAGAAAGCCUGUCUGGUCACACUGA
Messenger RNA from Pipistrellus nathusii (Nathusius's pipistrelle), 909 nucleotides. The record is from the annotation of a GenBank genome assembly. Lineage: Eukaryota; Metazoa; Chordata; Mammalia; Chiroptera; Vespertilionidae.